Agelaius phoeniceus (red-winged blackbird) is the source of this 786-nucleotide messenger RNA. The record is from RefSeq and is a predicted model, not a curated record. Lineage: Eukaryota; Metazoa; Chordata; Aves; Passeriformes; Icteridae.
AUGGCCACCAUGGCUGUCAAUGUGAUCCCCCUGGACAUGGCCCUGAACUCCUUUGAUGACCAGUACCAGGGCUGCGGCCCUGCCAUGAAGGCGGCAUUGCCAGCCCUCAUCCGCUCCGAGUUCCAGCAGAACGAGAAUUUUGCCAAGGCCUGGGUAAAGGCUGCAGCCAAGAUUCAGAAUCGGAGGCCCUUCACGAGCCCUCUGUCCCCAGACCAGGCCACUGCCAUCAUGGCCUUCACAAUGACUGAAGCCAGAAUAUUCAAUGAUGCCGUACGCAUGGCCGGACGCUCCCGCCAGGAAUACCGAGACAACUUCCACUUCAAAAUGCUGCAUUUCCUGCUGACCGAUGCCCUGGCCACGCUGAGGGACGCUCAGAACAGGCAGUCUCGGGCCACGUUCCUGAAGGUGUGUGACACCCAGUACAAGGCACAGCGUGGUGACACCAUCCGGUUCGGUCAUUUCAUGGCAGUGUUCCUGAGCAAUCAAACUGGCGAGUGCCCCGGUGAGACAAUGCUCGAGGUGCACACGUGCCAUGGCAUGGAAAUCACACCUUUUAGUGAACAUCCAGAACCUAAACUCGUGCUGAUCCCACCCUUUGAGACUUUCAAGGUCACCCAAUACACCCGGGAAGGGGACAAGACACAGAUCCAGCUCCGCUCCACUGAGACCUUCACCAAAUACAACUGCGAGUGGCUGCGAGGUGGGAGCGUCCCCAGUGCUUCCUUCCAUCUCAGUGGACUCCUCUUGACCACCGCAGCCCUGGCACUGGCCACCAGGAUCGUCUGA